AUGGCUACAUCAGUCGAGGCCCGACAAUGCGCCGUUGAGUCGGUGCCCGUCUAUACUAUCGAUCUGUCUCGCCCUCCGGCUCUUAGAUACACCGAGCUCGUCCACGACUUCCGGCACAAGAUUCCACGUCUGACUGACCUGUUCGAAGAAGUCGUCGUAGGCUUCGGCCUGCCUCUCGAAGCAACGAGGCGACUCGCGAAGCUGGCCCUGAGGCGAGUGCACAGCAAGGAGCAGACGGAGGAAAUCAGAGGGAUCAGUGAAGCUAGUGGUGUGGACAUGUAUUUGCUUGUCUGCCUGAACACCCUGUUGGACCUUUUCAUGGGCUGCACAAGCGGGGGAGCAAGAGUCAAAAUGGGCAGGGCGGGCAACAACAAACAGACACGGAUGCUACAUUUUCGAACCCUGGACUGGGCAAUGGAUCCCCUCCGCGAAGUCGUGGUACAGCUUAACUUUGUCAAGGAGCCACAUGGCAACAUUAUCGCCCGGUCCAUCACUUACGUCGGCUUUGUCGGUACACUUACUGCAAUUAGGCCGGGGCUGAGCAUGUCGCUCAACUUCCGUCCCUACCACAACAACAGCUACUCACGCACCUCCAAUUUUCGGUUCCACUAUCACAGAAUGCUUGUGCUGCUUGGCCGGAGGCCCUCUAUCAGCUCCACCCUUCGUAGCUUCUUGCUCCCCUCCGACUCCAGCCAUGGCAAUGGGCACAUGGAUACACUCGCGGCCGUCCAACGCCGACUACCGUCUUUACCUUCGACCGCAGCCUACCUGAUCUUCAACGAUGGCCAACAGACUAUGGUCAUGGAGAAAGACCGUGUCACUGCCCAUACCAGCAUCUCAUCAUCGUUCAUCGCUAUAACCAAUCACGAUGCCAGCUCUGACAGCAACCCAGCCAGCACGACUGAUAGUGAUGCUGCCAAGCUUGCUGUUACCGGUAUGAAUGAGAUGGUGGAAGAGUCUCGAGAUAGGAUGCAGUGUAUCGAGUCCAAAUGGAAAAAGGCCGAAGCAGCGUUUAAGAGGCGCAGAAAGAAUGUCAAUCAGGACGAUGCAGACAUGCCAAUGAGUGUGACAGCGGCUCAGUUGGUCAAGUGGGUGGAGGCGUGGCCAAUCACCAACGAGUGCACGCAUUAUGCAACCAUUAUGGAUCCUUCAGCAGGGGAUUUCGUUUACAUCACCAGAUACCUUGAGCCGGUGUCCGAGUAA
This is a messenger RNA of Diaporthe amygdali, 1203 nucleotides long. RefSeq lists its product as uncharacterized. Lineage: Eukaryota; Fungi; Ascomycota; Sordariomycetes; Diaporthales; Diaporthaceae. The transcript has a single exon. The coding region runs from base 1 to 1203 and encodes 400 amino acids. Gene Ontology annotation, molecular function: hydrolase activity, acting on carbon-nitrogen (but not peptide) bonds. The record is from RefSeq and is a predicted model, not a curated record.